Molecule: messenger RNA, 2009 nt
Organism: Branchiostoma floridae (Florida lancelet)
Lineage: Eukaryota; Metazoa; Chordata; Leptocardii; Amphioxiformes; Branchiostomatidae
Product: elongator complex protein 3
Exons: 16
Coding region: 156-1808 (550 amino acids)
Biological process (GO): tRNA wobble base 5-methoxycarbonylmethyl-2-thiouridinylation
Cellular component (GO): elongator holoenzyme complex; nucleus; cytoplasm
Molecular function (GO): iron-sulfur cluster binding; acyltransferase activity, transferring groups other than amino-acyl groups
Source: RefSeq, a predicted model, not a curated record
AAUCUGACCUGAAAGAUGUCGUCCUUGUACCAUCACCUGCUGUGGAGGUCGUUGACCCUAUUAUGAGCAAGAUGGCUGUCGCAUGGUGAAAAUUUCAGACGUGUUGACUAUAAUCUUUCAAUUGGACACUCGUCCUGCAUUGUUGUGGAGGAAGAAUGGGAAAGAACAAGAAGAAAGGAGCAGGCGUGACUGCCUCCCCCCAGGAGCAGAUGGUUCUGACCGUGUCGGACAUCGUCAAACAGCUGAUCGAGGCUCAUGAGCAGGGAAAGGAUGUCAAUCUCAAUAGAAUUAAGAGCCUGACAGCGAGGAAGUAUGGUCUUCCCAACCAGCCCCGUCUGGUGGACAUCAUCGCGGGAGUCCCGCCAGCGUACAAGAAGGUUCUGUACCCCAAACUCAAGGCCAAACCUGUCCGAACAGCCAGCGGGAUUGCUGUUGUUGCAGUUAUGUGCAAACCCCACAGGUGUCCCCACAUCAACAUGACAGGAAACAUCUGUGUGUAUUGUCCAGGAGGACCAGACUCUGACUUUGAAUAUUCUACUCAGUCUUACACAGGGUAUGAGCCCACGUCGAUGCGAGCCAUCCGUGCCAGAUACGACCCCUUUCUACAGACCAGACACAGGGUGGAGCAGUUGAAGCAGCUAGGCCACAGCGUGGAUAAGGUAGAGUUUAUCGUGAUGGGGGGAACGUUCAUGGCGCUGGGGGAGGAUUACAGGGACUACUUCAUCAGGAACCUGCACGACGCCCUGUCUGGACACACCAGCAACACUGUGGACGAGGCUGUCAAGUACUCUGAGAAGAGCCACACCAAGUGUAUAGGGAUCACCAUAGAGACCAGGCCUGACUACUGUCUGAAGAGACACCUGAGCUCCAUGCUGUCAUACGGCUGCACCAGGCUGGAGAUAGGAGUACAGAGUGUGUAUGAGGAUGUGGCCAGGGACACUAACAGAGGCCACACGGUGAAGGCAGUGUGCGAGUCCUUCCACAUGUCCAAGGACGCAGGGUUCAAGGUCGUAUGUCACAUGAUGCCGGACCUUCCCAACGUGGGACUGGAGAGGGACAUAGAACAGUUUAUUGAGCUGUUUGAGAACCCAGCCUUCCGUCCGGACGGUAUGAAGAUCUACCCCACCCUGGUGAUCCGUGGUACGGGGCUGUACGAGCUGUGGAAGACUGGCAGGUACAAGAGUUACCCCCCCAGUACCCUGGUGGACCUCAUCGCAAGGAUCCUGGCCCUGGUGCCACCAUGGACUAGGAUCUACAGAGUACAGAGAGACAUCCCCAUGCCGCUGGUGACAUCUGGAGUGGAACACGGGAACCUACGAGAACUGGCCCUGGCACGCAUGAAGGAUCUGGGAACUCAGUGCCGGGAUGUGAGAACAAGGGAAGUUGGUAUACAGGAAAUCCACCACAAGGUUCGACCAUAUGAGGUUGAGCUGAUCAGGAGAGACUAUGUAGCUAACGGAGGUUGGGAGACGUUCCUGUCAUACGAGGACCCUGAGCAGGACAUCCUGAUUGGUCUACUCAGGCUGCGCAAGUGCUCGGAGGAAACGUUUCGGCCAGAGCUGAAGGGGGGAUGUUCCAUCGUCAGGGAGCUUCAUGUAUAUGGGAGUGUGGUACCUGUGAGCUCCAGGGACCCAGGGAAGUUCCAACAUCAGGGCUUUGGCAUGCUACUGAUGGAGGAAGCUGAGAGGAUAGCGAGAGAGGAGCACGGAGCAAACAAGAUCGCUGUCAUUUCUGGUGUUGGGACCAGAAACUACUACCGGAAGAUAGGCUAUGAACUGGAGGGGCCGUACAUGGUCAAAAAGCUCUGAGGACUAUCAUGGACUUACUGUUGUACAGAGUGUAGUCAGGAUGAAGACCUUAUGUAACCUUGUAAGGUAUAUCUGUAUGUAUUCGUGUCCCAAGCACAUCGUAUGGCAUCUGUAAUAUACAGUCAAGUGUGAAGGACGUUUGGCUCUACUUGAUAUACUUUCAGUACCCAGGUCAGGGCAAGUCAGGUAUGACAGUUUAGG